AUGAGCAGGAGUUUAACUCUCGAGCCAACAGGCACGACGUGUACGGCGAAAGAUGAGCCAGGAAGUGGGCUAUUCCAGGACUCAAAGGAGGUGAGCGUGGAAAAAAAAGAAUCAAAAGCAAGCGAUGGAAAAAUUGAGAACAAACUACCCGAGAAAGCAAUUGCUCCGUUGACAGGCAUCGAAUUCUACGUCUGUUUUGGAUCACUGGCGCUGUCACUUUUCUUGGCUGCGUUGGAUAUUUUGAUCGUAGGAACAAUCAUGGAAACGGUCGCUGCCAAGUUCAACGGCUACAGUCUGACCGGGUGGCUUGUCUCCGGUUAUAACCUGCCCAACGCUCUGUUAAGUCUACUGUGGGGCCGGUUGGCAACAUUGUGGGGCUUCAAAGCUUCCAUGCUGUCUUCAAUCGUUAUUUUUGAAAUCGGAUCCCUGGUAGCCGCUCUUGCGACGUCUAUGAACAUGCUCAUCGCAGGAAGAGUCGUCGCUGGUUUUGGCGGCAGUGGGAUUCAGACUUUGUGUUUUGUGAUUACCUCGACAUUGGUUACCGAUCGGACAAGAGGUACCGCGAUAUCCAUACUGAGCUGCGCUUUUGGGGUUGCCUCGAUUGUGGGCCCAUUUUUGGGCGGGGCUUUCGCCACGCAUGUUACGUGGAGAUGGUGUUUUUACAUCAAUUUGCCAAUCGGCGGGCUUGCCUUUAUUGUUUUCCUUCUUUCCUACAAUCCUGAUCGUGAGAACACCUUCGAAAAUUUCAAAAACUUUCUGAACAAGGUGAGAAGAGCUCCUUAUGGCCAAGUGCUGAAGCCCAGUUUUUAUUGUAAACUAUAUCGCGUCGCGAUCUUCAAAUUCGAUUUCAUCGAGUUUGCGCUUUGUUCUGCUGGCUUCACACUCGUUCUGCUUGGACUGACGUUCGGCGGAAACAGGUACAGUUGGAGUUCCGGGUCCAUUAUUGCUUAUUUCGUGGUUGGUAUUCUCCUUAUACUUGGUAGUCUGAUCUACGACUUUGUUGUUUUUGAUAAGAUCAAACCCAAAAAAGAGCAUAUCCCAUAUAUGCCGCUACUCUCUUGGAAGGUAAUCUCAAAGCCAGGCGUUUUAAUCCCCAAUAUUGCCACCUUCUGCACAUGUUUUGCUUACAAUUGUCAGAUUGUCUACAUCGUCCAGUACUUUCAGCUCGUUUGGGGAGACUCACCCUGGAAAGCCAGUAUCCACUUGAUUGCCCCGGUCAUUGCAACUGUCAUAGCAUUACUGUUCUGUGGGGCUGUUCUCAAGAAAACAGGCCAAGUUAAAGCUGUUUUGGUUUUUGGAGGGGUAGUUGGUGCUGUAGGCUCAGGAAUCCUAACCUUGCUCAGUCCAACUUCUAACAGUUCAGCAAAAAUCGGUUUGCUUAUUCUGCCUGGUGUUUCUUUUGGCUGUAUUCAAAAUGGUGCCAUGUUAAGUUCACAAAUCCAAAUCCCCAAAGACCAUCCUCUUUUUAGAUUCGAUUUCAUCUCAGUGACUACCUUUAAUGCUUUUACAAAGAUGUUGGGUACAGCUUUUGGUGGAAUUCUAUCUAACACAGUUUUCACAACCUCAGCGCACAACCAGCUCUCGAGAAUUCAACCACCACUACCUCAUAGCGGCUCCGUUGAUGAACUCAUCAGUCACUGGUAUACCAACUAUGGAGGAAGAGACUCGGUAGAAGUACGCGUCUUCAUGAAAGCCAUAAAAGACGUUUUCUGGAUGGGGCUCGGACUUGCCGCUUUGGCCGCGAUCGCAUGCGUCUUUUCGUCAAACAAAACAAUGGGAUUCAAAAAACCUGUGGCUGAUAAGGAAACCGAUGGGGAACAACACGAUGUGGAAUCAAUUUAA
Molecule: messenger RNA, 1842 nt
Organism: Lachancea lanzarotensis
Lineage: Eukaryota; Fungi; Ascomycota; Saccharomycetes; Saccharomycetales; Saccharomycetaceae
Product: LALA0S01e18954g1_1
Exons: 1
Coding region: 1-1842 (613 amino acids)
Biological process (GO): transmembrane transport
Molecular function (GO): transmembrane transporter activity
Source: RefSeq, a predicted model, not a curated record